AGGACAUUCACAACAAAGCUACGAAACGCCGACACGCACUGUGGCUACGCUACCGGGGAUGUUACGUACGAGCGCACGUAACGACGCCAAAAUCGCGGUGGACACGUGACUCUCUGGCGUGUCGAAGCACCGACGCAUCGUGCCGCGAUAUUUCGUCUCUUUGAAAGCCCGAGCCCGAGGAGCGGUCGGCGUCAACACCGGUCGGCUAACUCGUCCAUUUGCACACUUUACACCGCCCGUGUUCACGCCCUGAACGGCCCGGCCUGCGCUGGUCAAUCUCGGAGAAGAAGCACGCUUCCAGGCUCGCAGUUUUCCCGCCUGCAGCCGUCGAGUACUUAUUUGCCGAGAAGUUAUCCCGGGUUAAAUUAGCCGGCUUUGUGGCACGAAAUAGGUCACCCAGCUCCGCGCUGACGCCAGAGUCCGGUGUCUCUCCUCUCCCGCCAACUCCUCCAGCGGGUCCGCAGACUGUCAGCGAUGGUUCUGCUGAAGAACCUCCAUCCACCCACCGAGGGAGUGCGGCAUGAGCAAGCCGAGACCACGGCGGUGAUGGACGGCGAGAGGCUGGGCUGCGGCACGCUGUACGUCGCGGAGACACGCCUGUCGUGGUUCGAUGGUUCGGGGAUGGGUUUCUCCCUGGAGUAUCCCACCAUCGGCCUGCACGCCAUCUCCAGGGACGUCAGUGCUUACCCGCAGGAACACCUGUACGUCAUGGUCAACGGCAAACUCAGCGAUGAGAAUGAGGCAGAAAUGGCAGAGAAAGCACCUGAUGACGAAGACGACGACGACGACGACAGCAGCGGCGGCGAUGGUGGUGGUGAUGAUGAUGAAGGAGCGAUCACGGAGAUUCGAUUUGUGCCCAGCGACAAGGCGGCACUGGAGGCCAUGUUCUCAGCAAUGUGUGAGUGCCAGGCACUGCACCCAGACCCCGAGGACGACUCCGACAACGACUUCGAAGGAGAGGAGUACGAUGUGGAGGAGGCCGAGGCAGAGCACGGUCAUGCCGACAUCCCGACCUUCUACACCUGUGAUGAGGGUCUGUCGGCGCUCACGCAGGAGGGCCAAGCCACGCUGGAGAGGCUGGAGGGGAUGUUAGCCCAGAGCGUGGCUCAGCAGUACCACAUGGCUGGGGUCCGAACUGAAGAAAGCAAAGCCGACUUUGAAGAUGGUAUGGAGGUGGAUGCAGCAGCGAUGGAGGCCGGUCAGUUUGAGGAUGCAGAUGUCGAGCACUGAUGGAAGUCAUCUCAGCAACCAGUCAAAGCACCUGAGUUACAUCGAGAGAUUGGAGAAGAGGACCUUGGCCGUUCUUUAAGGCUAUCAUCUCUUAUUUGUAUUUUCUUCCUGUUCUCACUGUCAAACAAUGUACUUAGUCAUCUCAGUAGUCGUCUGUAUCUUCCUGCAUUUUCUCUUUAUUUCAUGUUGCAUUGGAGCUCACAUAUCGCAUUGUGUCGUUGCUUUUCUGCCCAUUCUCCACCUCCAUCUGCACUGAUUUGUCCAGGUGAUUUGAACAAUGUGUGCUGUUCUACACUUCUAUGAUGCAGCCACAUCAGCUACAGUUGACUAUUGAGAUGCAGCCCCAAAUGCCCAGAUCCCAUUGUUGACUGUAAAAACAAAGCACUCUUUUCUGUUUCUGUUUUGUACUUAAAGACAAAUUAAUAUCUGAUUUUCCUGCCGAGGAGAGUUCAUGUCUUUGUAUCAAAUUGUCAAUAAAUGCAUAGUUUUUGUAUGA
This is a messenger RNA of Xiphias gladius (swordfish), 1726 nucleotides long. It is a transcript of the gene clns1a, whose product is annotated as chloride channel, nucleotide-sensitive, 1A. Gene Ontology annotation, biological process: chloride transport; cell volume homeostasis; mRNA cis splicing, via spliceosome. Gene Ontology annotation, cellular component: cytosol; pICln-Sm protein complex; methylosome. The record is from RefSeq and is a predicted model, not a curated record. The transcript has 8 exons. The coding region runs from base 475 to 1230 and encodes 251 amino acids. NCBI's taxonomy places the organism in Eukaryota, Metazoa, Chordata, Actinopteri, Istiophoriformes, Xiphiidae.